AUGCAAGAGUUAGAGCAAUGGAAGGAACACGUUUCUCAUUUCUGGAACGUGGCAAACGAUUAUCUUCGCGAGCUUCCCCCAAAUCAACUCUAUGCCGCUGUUGCUAUCGCCGUUUUCACAACCCUACUUCUUCUCAUACUGAGGUUUUUGAAUCGCACUAAGUCUAACACUAUUGUGUUAACGGGACUCAGUGGCAGUGGGAAAACUGUUCUCUUUUAUCAGCUUAGAGAUGGAUCUACUCAUCAAGGCACUGUUACAUCAAUGGAACCAAACGAAGAUACUUUUACUCUUCAUGGUGAAACAACAAAGAAGGGAAAGAUAAAACCUGUUCAUAUUGUUGAUGUUCCUGGACAUUCUCGUCUUCGACCCAAACUGGAUGAGUACUUGCCACAAGCAGCUGGUGUAGUUUUUGUAGUCGAUGCUUUGGACUUCUUACCAAAUUGUCGUGCUGCCUCAGAGUACCUAUAUGAUCUAUUGACCAAGGGAAGUGUUGUGAGGAAGAAGAUUCCUCUGCUUAUCCUCUGCAACAAAGCAGACAAAGUUACUGCUCACACUAAAGAAUUCAUCCGCAGACAGCUCGAGAAAGAAAUUGACAAAUUACGGUCAUCAAGAAGUGCAGUUUCAGAAGCUGACGUUACAAAUGAAUUCACUUUGGGAGUAGCCGGCGAACCAUUUUCCUUUACUCAGUGCUCUAACAAAGUUACAACUGCAGAUGCUUCUGGUUUAACUGGAGAGAUAUCUCAGCUAGAAGAGUUUAUCAUAGAAUAUGUGAAGCCAUAG
Messenger RNA from Vicia faba (fava bean), 780 nucleotides. Lineage: Eukaryota; Viridiplantae; Streptophyta; Magnoliopsida; Fabales; Fabaceae. The record is from the annotation of a GenBank genome assembly.